GCAGUAUUCUGUGGACAAGUGAGGGACUGUUUGCAGGACUGUUCGCAGUAUGUUUGCCACUCUGCCCGCUCUUUCUUAAGUGCGCUUGCACACGAGGACACUUCAACAAUCAACAAAAUGUCUUUGUCCGGCGGGCCCCGUGCUAUUGCAAUCCUUGGCGGUUUCGUCGUGGUGAGCCAAGUGUUCCUUGCGAUGCAGUUGCAGUCGAUUAGAAAGUCGCUAGGCUUUGACGAGAUGAGGAACACGCUUGAUGCGAUGGGGAGCGAAAUAGUGAGCAAAGUGGACGCGAUGGGGAACAAGUUUGAUGCGAUGCGGAGCGAGUUCGACCAAGAGUUCGACGCGAUUGGGAGCAAGCUUGACGCGCUGCUGGAGAAGCGUUAGGCUAAGGCCGCGGCCGCGUACGUACGGCAAGUGGGGACUUAUGGGAUCUCCGCGCCAUGUCUACUGCAGCCGGCCGCUAGCUACUACGUACGGUGCUAGCUAGCUAGUAGAUACGGUAGUGCCGGGGUUGGAUGUGGAGUUUGUCGCGGUGCGUCGGUUGGGACCUGCCAGUUGUAGCGGUUGGGAUUGGCCGCCCCGCCGGCAAGUGCGCGGCAGCGGCCGAUUCGUUGUCAGUGUAUGCAUGCGGGGCUGUUUGUUGCAGCAGAGGCUGCGGCGGCCGGGUGACUGGCCGUGUGUCGUGAGCAGGUUGUGUGCGUGUGUUGCGUGAUUGGGUCCGGGUGCCGGUCCGUGUGUCAGGCCCGGGUAGGUUAAGAGGGAGACCCGCAGCUGUUGCAACAGACACCAUGUGCGUGCACCUUGGGCUGCUUGCUGAGCAGCCCGCAAGCAGUGCGCCAUGGAAGGUGCGUAUGUAGCACGUCUUCUGACUGAGAGUUAGAGGCGUUCAGUCAUGAGACUACAGUCUACAGAUGUUGGCUUCGCCCCAUUGUCUUUUCAGACAAGGGCAUUACCAAGUAUCUGACUC
Chlamydomonas reinhardtii is the source of this 964-nucleotide messenger RNA. RefSeq lists its product as uncharacterized. Lineage: Eukaryota; Viridiplantae; Chlorophyta; Chlorophyceae; Chlamydomonadales; Chlamydomonadaceae. Bases 193 to 381 code for a protein of 62 amino acids. The transcript is spliced from 2 exons. The record is from RefSeq and is a predicted model, not a curated record.